CCUUCCACCGGGGGCACACGGCAGCAGCAACACUUCCGCAAACUGUAAUUUUAUACAUUUGACAUCUAAAAUGGGCCUUCGGAGCGCCACCUCAUUCUCUCAUCACAUGCAACGCCCGCUCAUCGAUGACUCGUACAUUUUGUAGCGCAAGGGGUGGUUUCAGCUAGUAGUGAAGGCUUGUGUGUGGACAUUAGCUAGCCAGCUAAUGGUAGCUAGCUAACUCAUUGUGGAAUUGAAGACGCUUUUCAAGAACAGAUUUUCGACACGAUUGCCCCACUUGACAGCUAUAAUAUCUACGAGGAAUUGGACAAUAUACAAAUCUGCUACCUAAACUUACGUUGGCUCGCUUCUCUGCUAAGAUUUGCUAGCUAACAAGAAAGGAUAUUGCGGUGACUUAGUCAACAUCUACCUAGCCCAGGUUUAUUUUAAGAUUCUUCAAUCGGUGCCAUAUUAUCUAACGUUGCACGUCUUGGUGUUCAGCCUCUUUUGGUGCCAUUUGUUAAUUUUUUGACAAGGGACCAAAUCAAAACCAACGCUAGCUAGCCAACAACGUUGGAGAAAAAACAAUCACGACGUGAGACCGGGUAACUGGUGUCCUAGAUAACGUUAAGAUAAAUAGCUAGCCAGCUAACGUUAACGUAGCUGUCUGAAGAAAAAAAACAAGGGAAGACGCUAUAGUUGUCCAAAAACGGGGUCUAGAUAUUUUUAUCCUGGUUGCUGAGGAACACCGAUAAAUCCAUUGACAUGAUGUUUCCACAAUCAAGACACUCGGCUUCCUCCCAGUCCUCCCAGCCUCUCAAGUUCACCACCUCCGACUCCUGCGACCGCAUUAAGGACGAGUUUCAGUUCCUACAAGCACAAUACCAUAGCUUGAAGAUGGAGUGUGACAAGCUAGCUAGUGAGAAGUCAGAGAUGCAGCGUCAUUACAUAAUGUACUACGAGAUGUCUUAUGGACUGAACAUUGAAAUGCACAAACAGGCUGAGAUCGUGAAGAGACUAAACGGGAUCUGUGCCCAGGUGCUCCCUUACCUAUCUCAAGAGCAUCAGCAGCAGGUCCUAGGGGCCAUAGAGAGAGCCAAGCAGGUCACUCCUCCUGAGAUGAACUCUAUCAUACGGCAGCUCCAGGUGCACCAGUUGUCUCAGCUCCAGGGCUUGGGCCUCCCCACGAUGGCCCCUCUCCCUAUGGGCCUGUCUGCUCCCAGCCUCCCUCCAACCUCCAGCGCCGGACUGAUGUCCCUGUCCUCCAUCCUGGCCUCGCACUCUCACUCACAGGCAGCACAUGCACAGGCUCAGGCCCAGCUGGCUAAAGAAGACAAGGCCAGAGACGCAGCAGAGAGAGAACAGAGGGAAGAGGACGGAGACAAGUCCGACUGAUGGUGGAGCGUAGAGAGGGGUGAGACAAGUUGGACUGAUGGACAACCAGGCGUGGAUCUACUGUGGGAGGGCUAAGGGGAGGGGGGUGGUGAGUUGAGUGUUCAUACAGUAGGUGUCACACUGUGGUUCAUCUCAGUAACUCUCUGGGCCUCCACUCCAUUGCUUUCUUAUCCUUCUUUUUCAUCUUCUAUCAUCAAAUCAGUUCAUCACCAAGCCUGUUGGACAGGUCUCCUCUGUCUGACUCCUUCCUCUUUUCCUUUCCUCCUCUGUUCACUAUUGCCGCUGACAACCCAUUGCCAACAGAUACUACCCUGACCUCUAACCCAGAGAUGUGGACUCGAGUCACGUGACUUGGACAUUUCAUGACUUGAUACUUGACUUGGCAAAAAGAAACAAACACUUGCCAAUCGACAUUGACUUGAGCAUUUAUGACUGGUGACUUUACUUGGACAAGCUAUGUGAGUCGAGACUCGGUUUGUCAUUUUGCUCACAAGGUAGGCCUCUCUGUCCUUCAUAUCGGAGUGCUGCAGGUUUUUUGACUUUUGUUCUGUCUUCACCAAUCAUAUUCACGGAAAUCACAACUCUCGCAGGCCGGGCACAAAGCACGUCAUCUAGCAAAGCGCGCCACUCUCCACUGUCCUGCGGUAUUUAUUUAGCAAACGUGAUAACACAUCAUUCCCAACAAACAAAAGCAAGAACUCUUAACAGAAAUGUUUCAGCAGCCUACACCUAAACUGUAUGGGAGGAAAACGAGAUGACUUCUCAGUCUGAUCAGCUAGGCUACUGAUAACAACCAGGUGGUAAUGUUAUGUAGCCUAUUUUAUAGACCAUUUAUUUGUGUUAGGAGAAAAUGUGACUGAUUAAAUUUGGUGUCAAUUGAAUUCAAACUUGGACUGGCUAGGCUGCCUUGACCUUUUCAAUCCAAAACUAUUAACUGAAAUGAAUCAAACACUACUGAUUUACAUGGACUGUGUGAGUUACUUUUGAAUUAAAGUUGCAGAGGCCUACACGAUGCAAACCUGCAUAAAGCAAGCCUAGCCCUGUGAGUUGUAUUGUCCAAUUGCAAUUGUUGUGUCUGUAGAGGAAACCGCUGUUAAGUCAGUUUGUAAAACACGUUGGUCCAAAAUCAUUGCAAUGAAAUUGGCAAAAAAAAACACUUAGCCUUUGACUUGAGGACCCGAAACCCAAAAUUAGGGACUUGUGACUUGACUCGACCUGAGCUGUGGGACUUGACUUGGGACUUGCCCGUUAUUUCUUGGGACUUGCAAAAUUGUGACUUGGUCCCAUCUCAGCUCUAACCCUUUAACCCCUGACCUCUGUUCCUCUUCUCCUAGUAGAAGUUGCCCUUAAGCUCAGAUUUAAACAAUCAAAACAUUACUGACCUUUGAUCAGUGUCUACGGACGACUUCCUCCUGUAGGUCUCUGCUGAUUGGCUGCAGAGUUACUGCUAACUCUGCUCACUGAUCUCACAGACAGUGUUCUGAAAGGGCCACUUGAAUAAGACAGUCAAGUGUAAAAGUCAGGAGCUGAGGAAAUGUCGCCUCCUUGGGUGGGUGUGUCUGUGUGCAAACUUAUGUUUUAUUCUUAUGAACCACCUUUUCCUAUUCUCCCUCCCGCCCCUGUCUGUCCACUCUCUUAACUGACCAAGUCUAUGGUCCAGUCCCAAAUCAACACCUAGCACCUAGGCACUCCCCCCCCCCCCCCCCCCCUAGACAGAGGAAGUGUCCAAGGGGUAAGGGUUGAUUCUGGACGGGGCCUACAUUUUAAUGGGAACAAAGCUUCACAUCAAUCAUGUUCUCAUUCAGAUCUAUUGGUGGAAAGGGAGAGGAAUAUAUUUGCAUAUGUCGUUCUGUUGGUUAGCAUAGCACUUGGAGCUAGAACACAGCUGUAGCGCACUAACCUAUAACCUACCCGCAGAUGCAUAACUGUCUUUCUAAUUCGAGGCGAUAAGGUUUAGUUCUUCUCCAGGACAGUAGGUGGCAGCAAAGCCAAACCAGACCCAGGGCUGUAUUCAAUCAAACCCCCAUUACAGUAUUUACACAGACUUUACCCCCCCCAAUGGGUUAAUUAAAAUCACAGGACCCUAAAAACCUACUGCUGCCAGGUAGACUCCCCUCACAGGUAGAUGUCUAAAUGUUCAGAAUGAGAAGAGCGUUUUUGGGCUGUAGUUUGUAAACCAAGACACUGUAAACUUUGCUAUGGCAGGUUUGAUUGAAUGUAGAGAGAAACUUGGACAUGAAUGGUUUGUGUUUCUGUUGUGAAGGGCCCAUUUAUAUAUCAAUAUACAUAUAUACUUUUUAAAGCAUUUUUGUAUGUUUCAAAGCUGCUUUUGGUGUGUAUGCGUGUGAUGGAAGACGACGUGUCAGUGCAGCGUGUGUAUUAUGUGAUGUGCUAUGGAAAGAGGUACUACCCAAUAUCCCCCCCCCCCCCCCCUCCUCUCCUGCCCCCUUGACAAUGCUGAGGAAAUGUCGCCUCCUUGUUGAGCUUUGUAAAUGUAAUUUUUAAAACUCUUCAUUUUUGUCAUUGUAUGUGAAACUUCAUAGGUGUGUACUUGGCGAUAAUGUAUGUCAUUUGUGUUAUGAAAAACCAAUACUUAUAGCUUCAUUUAAAAGACGUGGCGGGGAAAUGUCACAUCUAAUGUAAACCAACCAAACCGAAACAUUGACUACACAACAUGACUGAAAGCGCUCGGCAGUAAGGAAAUGUCUAUGGUGCCUUACAAAUAAAUGACUCAACGGA
This is a messenger RNA of Oncorhynchus kisutch (coho salmon), 4113 nucleotides long. RefSeq names its product TLE family member 5-like. Gene Ontology annotation, cellular component: nucleus; transcription regulator complex. Lineage: Eukaryota; Metazoa; Chordata; Actinopteri; Salmoniformes; Salmonidae. Gene Ontology annotation, biological process: regulation of DNA-templated transcription; negative regulation of canonical Wnt signaling pathway. The transcript is spliced from 8 exons. Bases 745 to 1374 code for a protein of 209 amino acids. The record is from RefSeq and is a predicted model, not a curated record. Gene Ontology annotation, molecular function: transcription corepressor activity; protein binding.